GCGCCGGCGGCCGGGCAGCCUCGCUCUGGCUCGCGCCGCGCCCCCGCGCCCACUCCGCGCGUCAGUCGGUCCCGAGCGCGGCUGCGGGGCGGAGAGCUGCGGACGGCCCAGAGCGCCCACCCGAGGAGGCGGCGGGGUCCGCGGGCGUCACAGGAGGAGGAGGUCGAAGCCUAGAGACUCGUGCAGCGCCAUGGCCCCCAUUGGCCUCAAAGCUGUGGUCGGAGAGAAGAUUAUGCAUGAUGUGAUAAAGAAGGUCAAGAAGAAGGGGGAAUGGAAGGUGCUGGUGGUGGAUCAGUUAAGCAUGAGGAUGCUGUCCUCCUGCUGCAAGAUGACAGACAUCAUGACCGAGGGCAUAACAAUUGUGGAAGAUAUCAACAAGCGCAGAGAGCCGCUCCCCAGCCUGGAGGCUGUGUAUCUCAUCACUCCAUCUGAGAAGUCUGUCCACUCUCUCAUCAGUGACUUUAAGGACCCGCCGACUGCUAAAUACCGGGCUGCACACGUCUUCUUCACUGACUCUUGUCCAGAUGCCCUGUUUAAUGAACUGGUAAAAUCUCGAGCAGCCAAAGUCAUCAAAACUCUGACGGAAAUCAAUAUUGCAUUUCUCCCGUAUGAAUCCCAGGUCUAUUCCUUGGACUCUGCUGACUCUUUCCAAAGCUUCUACAGUCCCCACAAGGCUCAGAUGAAGAAUCCUAUACUGGAGCGCCUGGCAGAGCAGAUUGCAACCCUGUGUGCCACCCUGAAGGAGUACCCGGCUGUGCGGUAUCGGGGGGAAUACAAGGACAAUGCCCUGCUGGCUCAGCUAAUCCAGGACAAGCUCGAUGCCUAUAAAGCUGAUGACCCAACAAUGGGGGAGGGCCCAGACAAGGCACGUUCCCAGCUCCUGAUCCUGGAUCGAGGCUUUGACCCCAGCUCCCCCGUGCUCCAUGAAUUGACUUUUCAGGCUAUGAGUUAUGAUCUGCUGCCUAUCGAAAAUGAUGUAUACAAGUAUGAGACGAGCGGCAUUGGGGAGGCACGGGUGAAGGAGGUGCUCCUAGACGAGGACGACGACCUGUGGAUAGCACUGCGCCACAAGCACAUCGCUGAGGUGUCCCAGGAAGUCACCCGGUCUCUGAAAGAUUUUUCUUCUAGCAAGAGAAUGAAUACUGGAGAGAAGACCACCAUGCGGGACCUGUCCCAGAUGCUGAAGAAGAUGCCUCAGUACCAGAAAGAGCUCAGCAAAUACUCCACCCAUCUGCACCUUGCCGAGGACUGUAUGAAGCAUUACCAAGGGACUGUAGACAAACUCUGCCGAGUGGAGCAGGACCUGGCCAUGGGCACAGAUGCCGAGGGGGAGAAGAUCAAGGACCCCAUGCGAGCCAUCGUCCCCAUUCUGCUGGAUGCCAAUGUCAGCACUUACGACAAAAUCCGCAUCAUCCUUCUCUACAUCUUUUUGAAGAAUGGCAUCACAGAGGAAAACCUGAACAAACUGAUCCAGCAUGCCCAGAUCCCCCCGGAGGACAGUGAGAUCAUCACCAACAUGGCUCACCUCGGCGUGCCCAUUGUCACUGACUCCACACUGCGUCGCCGGAGCAAGCCGGAGCGGAAAGAACGCAUCAGCGAGCAGACAUACCAGCUUUCGCGGUGGACCCCGAUUAUCAAGGACAUCAUGGAGGACACUAUUGAGGACAAACUUGACACCAAGCACUACCCUUAUAUCUCUACCCGUUCCUCUGCCUCCUUCAGUACCACUGCCGUCAGCGCCCGUUAUGGGCACUGGCAUAAGAACAAGGCCCCGGGCGAGUACCGCAGCGGCCCCCGCCUCAUCAUUUUCAUCCUUGGGGGUGUGAGCCUGAAUGAGAUGCGCUGCGCCUACGAGGUGACCCAGGCCAACGGAAAGUGGGAGGUGCUGAUAGGUUCUACUCACAUUCUUACUCCCACCAAAUUUCUCAUGGACCUGAGACACCCCGACUUCAGGGAGUCCUCUAGGGUAUCUUUUGAGGAUCAGGCUCCAACAAUGGAGUGAGAGCCAAAGAAACAAAGAUCCACGCACAUCCUCACCCCACAGAAACUGCUGGACACACUGAAGAAACUGAAUAAAACAGAUGAAGAAAUAAGCAGUUAAAAAAAUAAGUCGCCCCUCCAAAACAUGUCCCCCAUCCCACAGCGCUCCGCAGAUUCCCACCACCACCCGCCUCAGUUCCUUUGCGUCUGUUGCCUCCCCAGCUCUGCACGCCCUGGCCGGCACUGUUGCCACUGCGUUCUCGUGUUCAAUGAUGCCCUCUUCUCGUUUGAAACAAAAGAAAAUAAUGCAUUGUGUUUUUUAAAAAGAGUAUCUUAUAUAUGUAUCCUAAAAAGAAAUUUGUGUGCAGUCAGUGCACGGCAGAAAUUUCUGGACUGUUAGGAUGGAUGGAGACCUUCUCCCUGUUAUUUAAGAUUUGUGACCUUGUACAUAACCCUGCGUGACAUGUACACAUUGCUUGGGUAUGGAAAGGUAGAAGUUUGGGUGUUUUUAAAACCUUGUUUGGGGUUGUUCCUGUCUUUGUUGAGAAUCAUAGAGAUGUCUGUGUUCUUGAAGUAUUUCACACUGAGGAUUAAUCUGUUAUCUUCACUCCAGUCCCUACCCCUCGUGCCUGCUCUCAUCCAAAUAACCCAGGAGGUGACAAUCAGGGGACAUCUCAGGAGGUCUGAGGUGGAACAGACCUCUUUUCCUUUCCCAGCAUCUCAUGCCCCCUGUGGUGCGGCUGUGGGUGGAGGCUGGGGUGUCCACGUGAAGCCAGACCAGUGUCCCCUCCUCCACAACCUGUCUGUACCCCCUCCCCGGCCUGCGUCCACAGUGCUGUGACCCUGAGGGAAGUCCUCGAGUCUAAGUCACAGUACCCUGACAAAUGAGAAGCAAACUCCUGCCGGAAGCCUGCAUGUCUUUGGAAAAGGAAUUAGUCCAGUGCCUGUGGCCCAGGCCCUUCUGUCCCCAGGCCUCACCCCAACAGCUCAUUUUCUGUAGUUAGCUUUAGUUCAAAGCGUCUGGAAUGGAUAAGAACAGAUGGGUUCUGGAGGCCCCUGAGCAAAGGGCUAUGACUGUGGAGAAGGUCCUUGGACCAUUGGACUCACACAGACCUUGUACCGUCUCAGCAAGCAUCUUCAGUCAGAUUAUCCUCAGUUUCAGAUACUUUAUAAUACCUUAUUUUGUGUCAUGUUGGGGUCAUACGUCAUCGUGUUCGUAAGAGAAGAUAGACAUUUUAUUCUCUGUAUAAAACUUAGCUCUAAAGCAAAAACUAAAGCAGCAAACGCAGGAAGGCUGUCUUGCCAUCCUCAAGACUCAGCAGCUUUCAUUCUCCAGCGGUGAGCACACCGUUUGUGCUGCUGCUGUUGUCGUGAAAUAUAACAGUGGAAGUCACAAAAAUGUCCCCUGCCCAGCCCCCUCACCGCCCUUGACCUCCUGCAGGCCAUGUAUGUAUUACUCGUCUAGUGAUGUCCUUGCAAAGUGGUGUACGCGAGCCCAGCGCUGCGGCCUCCCCCCUUUCAGAGCCUGCGCCUCGCCCUCUCCCUCUCCGCUCGCUGCAUCGUGGUGUUCUCUUCUCAAGGCUUUGAAAUCUCCCCUUGCACUGAGAUUAGUUGUCAGAUCUCUCCCCUGCCUCCCUCCCGACUUAGACGACCUGAUUUCCUUAGGACAGAACCGCAGGCCUCUGCGCCGGGCGUCUCACUCCCGCUGCUUGUUCUGUCCCCUCCCUCGGACCAAACAGUGCUCAUGCUUCAGGACCUUGUUUGUCAAAGAUGUUGGUUUCCCUUUCUCUGUUAUUUAUAUAAAAAUAAUAAUUUAUCAAAGGAUAUUUUAAAAAAGCUAGUCUGUCUUGAAACUUGUUUACCUUAAAAUUAUCAGAAUCUCAGUGUUUGAAAGUAUUGAAGCACAAACAUAUAUCAUCUCUGUACCAUUCUGUACUAAAGCAUUUGAGUCUAAUAAAUAAAGAAAUUGGCACCCCUUCCUGGUGUCCAGGGG
Molecule: messenger RNA, 3973 nt
Organism: Cebus imitator (Panamanian white-faced capuchin)
Lineage: Eukaryota; Metazoa; Chordata; Mammalia; Primates; Cebidae
Gene: STXBP1
Product: syntaxin binding protein 1
Exons: 20
Coding region: 191-2002 (603 amino acids)
Biological process (GO): neurotransmitter secretion; intracellular protein transport; vesicle-mediated transport
Cellular component (GO): plasma membrane; secretory granule
Molecular function (GO): syntaxin binding
Source: RefSeq, a predicted model, not a curated record